AUGGUUGGUUUUUCGAAGGUUAAACGGAGGGAGAGGGAAAGGGAAAGGGAAAGGGGAAAGGGAAAGGGAAAGGGAAAGGGAGAGGGAGAGGGAAAGGCGGAGGGAAAGGGAAAGGGAAUGGGAAAGGGAAAGGGAAAGGGAAUGGGAAAGGGAGAGGGAAAGGGAGAGGGAAAGGGAGAGGGAAAGGGGGGGAGAGGGAAAGGGAGAGGGAGAGGGAGAGGGGGAGGGAGGGAGAGGGAGAGGGAGAGGGAGAGGGAGAGGGAGAGGGAGAGGGAGAGGGAGAGGGAGAGGGAGAGGGAGAGGGAGAGGGAGAGGGAGAGGGAGAGGGAAAGGGAGAGGGAGAGGGAAAGGCGGAGGGAAAGGGAAAGGGAAUGGGAAAGGGAAAGAGAAAGGGAGAGGAAAAGGGAGAGGGAAAGGGAGAGGGAAAGGGAGAGGGAAAGGGAGAGGGAGAGGGAAAGGGAGAGGGAGAGGGAGAGGGAGAGAGAAAGAGAAAGGGAGAGGGAAAGGGAGAGGGAGAGGGAGAGGGAGAGGGAGAGGGAGAGGGAGAGGGAGAGGGAGAGGGAGAGGGAGAGGGAGAGGGAAAGGGAGAGGGAGAGGGAGAGGGAAAGGGAGAGGGAGAGGGAGAGGGAGAGGGAGAGGGAGAGGGAGAGGGAAAGGGAAAGGGAAAGGGAAAGGGAAAGGGAGAGGGAGAGGGAGAGGGAGAGGGAAAGGGAAAGGGAAAGGGAAAGAGGUGAAGGUGGGGAGGGAUGGAGAGAGGUGAAGGUGGGGAGGGAUGGAGAGAGAAGGGAAACGCACAGCUUUCAUGGGUAG
Molecule: messenger RNA, 810 nt
Organism: Letharia lupina
Lineage: Eukaryota; Fungi; Ascomycota; Lecanoromycetes; Lecanorales; Parmeliaceae
Exons: 1
Coding region: 1-810 (269 amino acids)
Source: RefSeq, a predicted model, not a curated record